AUGAUAUUCAAGAAGAACAUGAUAGUGGUUCUAACAAAUGGAAGAUUGGCUGGAAAGAAGGCAAUUGUUCUGAAUGUGAUCGAUGAGAACUCUAUUUUGGUUGGUGGUAUCAACAGAGUACCAUAUGAGGUGAAAGAGCAUGCGGCAUCAUGGGAGAAAAGAAAGGCUGCAAAAUUCCUAACGUUCAUUAAAAAGGUCAACAUCAAGCAUUCAAUUGCUUCCCGAUAUAAGGAAGACAUUGAUGUUGGAAAGCUGGAUAUAGAUGCAAAUCUAUCUGAUGUCAGCAUCAAGGCAGAGGUCAAUAAGAAGCUGAACAUUCUUCUGAAGAAUAUAUAUGAAGUGAAUAAGAACAAGUUUCUGUUCAAUAAGAUGAAGAUUGAAGCAUAA
Enterospora canceri is the source of this 387-nucleotide messenger RNA. NCBI's taxonomy places the organism in Eukaryota, Fungi, Microsporidia, Enterocytozoonidae. The record is from the annotation of a GenBank genome assembly.